AAAAAAAUCAUAUUAAAGUCGUUUAUUUCUUGAAUUACCCAUUACUGAGGUUGAAAGUUGAAAUUCAACAAUAUGAAUAUGUACAUUACUGGUAUAUUAUGUACUAUAUGUCUGAUCAUUUCACAAGGGUUUACGGCUACUACAAAUUUACCUGAAGAUCAGUUAAAUGAACGUAAUAUUAUAAACAAAUAUUUAAAGUUAAAGGGAAUCGAGAUUGAUAAGCACCCUGUGAAGAAAAUAAACAACACACACCCCAUUGAAACUGAUACUAAUAAACAUGAUGAAACCAUAAUGCCUUUGUGGAUUAUAAAAUAUGUCACAAUUCGAUUUCUUUUCUCAUUAUAUAUGGUUUAAUGUUGACAAUUGGAUGUAUAUUUAUAUUGGUUAAGUAGUGUAGUAACAAAAUGUUUCUUCAAAUAAUUGUCAUUGUGAAGCUUUGAUAUUUUUGGAUGUAAAUGUAGCACUCUAUAACACACCAUAGCGAAGCAGUGUCGUACAUCUUUGUUCAUACCGCUUACCCACAGAGGUUUGCAUUGUCCA
Molecule: messenger RNA, 540 nt
Organism: Schistosoma spindalis
Lineage: Eukaryota; Metazoa; Platyhelminthes; Trematoda; Strigeidida; Schistosomatidae
Source: the annotation of a GenBank genome assembly